This is a messenger RNA of Rhipicephalus microplus (southern cattle tick), 1778 nucleotides long. It is a transcript of the gene fwe, whose product is annotated as calcium channel flower. The record is from RefSeq and is a predicted model, not a curated record. NCBI's taxonomy places the organism in Eukaryota, Metazoa, Arthropoda, Arachnida, Ixodida, Ixodidae. Gene Ontology annotation, cellular component: membrane. Gene Ontology annotation, biological process: vesicle-mediated transport.
UCGUUGUGGGCAGUAGGGGGGCCGUAGCCGCCGCAGCGCGCGACUGCUCUAUCCUACGUUGGCAGCUGAUUUUCAGCAGCAGCAGCCGUCUGCGGCUGUUGCACUAUGUGAGUUUCGUUCUUAGGGCACGCCGAACCGUCAGCAAUGUUUCCCAACGUCGGCAAAAUCGACGACAAAGGUCCCGGGGGACCCGGCGAUGACGCACCGUGGUGGCUACGGUACUUAGGCAGGUUCGUAGGAACUGUCAGUGCACUCGUUGCCAUUGGUCUCGGCGCGCAGUUAGCAGUGCUCUCUGCUGUCACCAUAUCAUCGGCAUGCCUCUUGGCUGCUAUUCUGCAAAUGAUUGUUGGCAUGAUGGUGGCGCUGAUUGAAGCACCAUGCUUCUGUGCUUUUCUCGAGUUCGCCCAGGCUCCGGGCAACUUCUUUGACCGCAAACCUUACUGGUACAAGGCCCUUCUGUAUGGAGUAGGUGGUGUGCUACCUGUGGCACUGUGUCAUGGCAUCACUACUUUCUUUGGUGGUGGCUUGGUAUUUGUGGCUGGAUGCAUUUAUGGAAUCAUGGCCAUGGGUCGCAAAGCCAGUGCCGAUGAAAUGAGAGCUCGUGCCACAAGUACCGCCAACCUGGUUCCGUCCAGUGGAGACGUCGAGGCACCAUCGGGCGACAAGUUUACACCCAGCUAAAGGCAGCUUGAAAUGAAGGUUCGGCCAUCAUUCUGUCAAUGUCUGGAGGCUGUUCCUCUCUAUGCUGCAAACUCCCUCACACUCUUAUUGUCUGUAGCUUGUUCAGGAUAAUGUGAAAGAUCAUUCCAGUUGAGCAGAACAAAUCUUCCACCGUGCACCAUUCCGAAGCUAUACAUCGUUACAGAGGUGUACAACUUUGAACAACCUUGAUGGGUGUUGUGCGUUUGGGGCAGAGGAAUGGCAGGACACAUGUGCUGGGGAUAUGCAGGACAGUAACCUUUUUGUCACUUGCUCUCUAUAUCCACUGCAUUGCCUAAGGCUUUUGUGACAACUGAUCACUUCCCUUUUUUUUUUUUUUGUGUAGUUGCACAAAUGUUUAGGCGUAUCAAUAUGUUCUUGCCCUUUUAUUUUUUUAAGGUGUUGAUUGAGGGCGCACUCUGCUCAAGUUGAAAUAUGCGUGCAGGUAUUUUACAUGUGUGGGAGUUUUCUCACAGAGUGUGAGCUUUCCUUUAUAUAUUUUUUUUUUCAUAAAGUUGUUGUAUUGCUGCACUUUUACCUCUUUUUAUUUGCUUGUGAAGCCUGUUCCCCAAACUUCUUGUUAAGUGCUGCUUGAAGUAUUCUUAAGCAGCUCUGUUCCAUGGUUUUUGUCUACCUGCAUUACUGCCACUGGGUGUCUGUAAUAUUCUUCAGCCUAUACAGUACUAUCUUCUUGUAAAUUGUCCCUUUCGGGCUGGAACAUUUUUUUUUUUCAACAUAUUUAUAGAUUGUGUGUGUGGGUGUGUGAAAAUGCAGUAUAGUAGUCAUUGGGGUUAAGCAGCUUGAUCUAGCCGAAGAGGGCUGGGAUUUUGUGCGAUGUUUGGAGCUAGCUGUUAUGUGUCAUGUGUGCAAAUGCACUGGUUCUUAGUGUACACUCGCGAGAUAGGCCAUUGUAAUGGUGCAGCAUGUGUUGUAACUUGUAUUGAGGAUCAAGUUUGUAGUAACCCCAACCAAAGUAUACUGCUCCACUUGCAUCUGUUCACUGAAUGUGUUAUGUAAUCAUUGUGUGGUGAAUAAAGUGUGCUGAAAAUGUGCCAGCACGAGGAAUUUUUUUUAUGGGA